Molecule: messenger RNA, 1413 nt
Organism: Brettanomyces bruxellensis
Lineage: Eukaryota; Fungi; Ascomycota; Pichiomycetes; Pichiales; Pichiaceae
Exons: 2
Coding region: 1-1413 (470 amino acids)
Biological process (GO): RNA polymerase II preinitiation complex assembly; transcription initiation at RNA polymerase II promoter
Cellular component (GO): SAGA complex; transcription factor TFIID complex; SLIK (SAGA-like) complex
Molecular function (GO): RNA polymerase II general transcription initiation factor activity; transcription coactivator activity; protein heterodimerization activity
Source: RefSeq, a predicted model, not a curated record
AUGACAUCAAAUCAUUCUUCAACAAAGGUGCCUUCAUCCCACACCUUGUGGUCUCCUUAUGAUACAGUGAAGGAUGUCGCCGAUGCGUUGGGCGUGACAAACCAACUGAAUGAAGAAGUGGCAAAGAAUCUUGCAAUGGACGUUGAAUAUAGAAUUCAUGAAAUAUUGGAACAGGCAAUGAAAUUUGUCAGACAUGGAAAACGUAAAGUUUUAACAGUUGAAGAUAUCAACAGGGCCAUGAAGGUGCUUAAUCUAGAACCACUUUAUGGAUAUGAUGUCUCCAGGCCAUUAGCUUUUAAGGAAGCUAUGGUGGGACCUGGACAGAAUCUUUAUUACGUGGAUGAUGACGAGGUUGACUUUGAGAAAUUAAUUAAUCAACCCCUACCGAAAGUUCCUCGUUUCGCGUCAGUUACUGCUCACUGGCUUGCAAUUGAAGGUGUACAACCAACAAUUCCACAAAAUCCAACUCCAGCUGAGAUUCGUCAGUUGGCUCCAAGCCAGCGGGGAUCUAUGAGAAAUAUGUUAAGCUUGAAUAAUGAUGAAAUCACCCUUACAACAAAUCCGAAAACCGGAGUUACAACAGCGGAGCAAAGAACGGAAUCAUCAAAGAAAAAACUGGACGUGAAGCCAUUAGUGAAACAUGUUUUAUCCAAGGAACUUCAACUAUACUUUGAUAAGGCUAUUGCAGCUCUUGUUAAUGAAUCAGAUGAGACUUUGAGAGCCGCAACUCUUGAGUCAAUACGUUCUGACCCGGGCCUUCAUCAACUUGUACCAUACUUUAUUCAGUUUAUUGCUGAGACAAUCACACACAACCUACAGAAUAUUGACUUAUUAACAACAAUAUCCAUACAUUCAUGCAUUAAUGCCGUGCGUCUUAACGCUUUUUUGGCAAAAAAUAUAGGACCAACGAAGGGUACACCGGAAGAGCUGAAACAGCACUUUAAGGUGCGUGAACUUUCAGCCUCGAUUUUGGAAAAAAUAAUCGUUGAAUAUGGCUCUUCAUAUAAUACAUUAAAGCCAAGAGUUACAAGGACGCUUUUGCGUGCAUUCUUAAGCAGUACGACAAAAACUUCAGUAGGAACACAAUUUGGUGCCAUUCGAGGCAUGAAAUCGUUGGGACCUGAGGUUAUCAGAAUAAUAUUUGUCGGAAACUUAAAAAAUUGGUCAACGUUGGUGUUGGAUCACUUUCAUAAUGAGGAUCCAAAUAGAAGUCUACUUCUAGAGCAAGCAAUUGAGUGUUUAGGAAUUUUGUCUUCUGAUGGAAAACUUAUGGCAGCAGAUCAUGAUUCUGUAAUUUCUGAAGAUAUGAAAAAGAAGCUAGAGGAAAGGGUCGGCUCAGCAAUUGUCGAAGGUAUUGAAAAACUAGAUAAUGCUUCCGAAGUCUAUUACGGUAUAUUCUUUGGUGAAGUGUAA